UUUUUGGGAUUUGCCAGGAGUGAUCAUCCUGUCAUUGUUUUUAUCUUUGACGUCUUUUCAACUUUUCUCAAGGCAUAGCGUCAGAGGAAAAAAAGACUUCAGCGAGGUAAAGAGGAAAAAAAACAGACUGAAAUUAAUUGUGGUUGUUAAAACUGUAUUUGUUCUAAGUUUUGGAAAAAACUCACUUCCAACAGUUAGAGUGUACCCAGGAAGAGAAAUCUUGUUGAAGAGCGACGUUGGACUUUGUUAAUUUUGUGGAAAAAUACGUUACCUCGACUGGUUUUUUUUCUUGGUGCACAUCUGGAUCCCAGACCUUCCUUCGUUCAACUCAUCUACUCCAUCAUCAUUCCGUCAUCUUACCUCCUUGGUUCAUCUCAUUUCAUCUCAUCUACUGGUUGGACAUUAACUGUCCAGGUUGGGGAUGUGGUUGUGAUGCUUGGAUCCUCCGCCGUCUUACCCUGCCACAUAAUCACAAAUGAUCGUCUAUCCCAGAUCACAUGGCAGAAAACGAUCAAAGGAAAAGCUCCAGAUGAUGUUUUCUUGACAAUUCAGCCCAAGAAUGGACUCAAGUUUAGUAAUGGACAGGAUUUAAGAUUUCAAUUUAUUGGAAAUUUCAAUGAUAAAAAUGAAACCCUGAAGUUUUCUAAUAUGACACUGAAGGAUGAAGGAAGCUACACAUGCAUCUUCAGCUUGUUCCCCGGUGGAACACCAAGUAGAAAUUCACAACUUGUAAUACUUGUGCCCCCAAUCACAAAUCUGAUGGAUUAUACACCCUUAGAGGGAAAUGAGGAGGUUCCACUUGCAACUUGCACAGCUGCUGCUUCUAAGCCUAAAGCAGAGGUGAGAUGGAUCAAAGGUUCUUUGGAAGAAAAAAUUCGAGAAGAACUUAAGGAAACUCGGCAUGCCAAUGGUACGACCACCACAUGGAGUACUCUGCUUGGAAAACCUGGGAGAGAGAUGAAUGGUCAGUUGGUGAAGUGUGUCAUCUCAAGUGAGGCAACGAAAGACGAAAUCUUAGAAACCAACAUCCAGGUCCACUACCCGCCUGGGAAUGUCAACAUUUUUGAACGAUCCGAAUUCUCACAUGAGUGUGAAACUGAGGCAAAUCCAAAAGUUACCGUUAUCUGGACAAGGUCUGGCCAGCCUCUGCCUCCAUCAGUUGAAGUUGUGGGUGCAACACUGCAGUUUUCAAGCCAGAGCAAUGACUUGUCUGGCCUUUAUCAGUGUGAAACCACAAAUCCAUACGGAAGCAAACAGGCAUACCUCUUUGUGCAGUUCUCUUCAGGAAACUGCAACCUUUUCUGCGUCUUGGUUGGUCUCCUGAUUAUCCUGAUUCUCCCGAUUCUCCUUUUUCUCCUGCCUGGAACUGGAAAAUGUCAAAGGUAUCAAUUCCACCAGAUAUGUUAUGAGUUAAAAUUCACAAAGUGAAAGAGGAAACUUUUUCCUCAUAGUAUUUUA
Molecule: messenger RNA, 1458 nt
Organism: Oryzias latipes (Japanese medaka)
Lineage: Eukaryota; Metazoa; Chordata; Actinopteri; Beloniformes; Adrianichthyidae
Product: nectin-1-like
Biological process (GO): heterophilic cell-cell adhesion; homophilic cell-cell adhesion
Cellular component (GO): adherens junction
Source: RefSeq, a predicted model, not a curated record